CGAAGCUUCAGGCUUCGUUCUGGUGUAUGCUUUACAGGAGGUAGCGGGAGGAAGGCGGCGUCCUUGGAAAGGAUGGAGCCAUGGGGGACAGGCAGACUAAGGGUGGGGCUCUCCCACCUGGCCCCUAACGGGCCUGCCCUAGCUUCCUGUUCCCUCCCUUUCUACAGCACUGAGGUCCGGGAGAAGAGAGGGAGGUUGCGCAGCUCAAAGGUGAAAGUGUUCCGUUUUCAAGCUUGGCAGGGCCAAAAACUAGUCUGCUGAGUUGAAGCCAGGAUCCAGGGCUCCCGGCUCCCACAGUUCCCACACGUGGCUCUGGAUCUGGUUCUGCUCCCAGACGGCUGACGCUCAUGUUGCUGCUCAUUCUCCUCUGGCUCUUGAGAGCCUCCCCUGGGGAAGCAGGAACUCCAUCCAUGACCACAGCCGCCUCUCCCUCACGUAUGCUUGGUGCGGAAGCAGCCAGCUCGGCUCUCAGCAGAACACCGCAUGCUGGGGGUACACCUCAGUGGCUUCUCAGCCCUCAUCAGUCCCCUAAUCCAGCUCUCAACAGUGGGGAAGACACCCCCAGGACUGCUGGUAUGACCAGCAACUUAAAGCUCACUUACAAGUCAUUACUCAGUCCUGACACCGUGACAGCCCCGAUGUACAAGUUUGUCAUGAAGGUUGAGACCAAUCCUCCUACUGUCUUGGUCUACAUGUCCACCACCGAGUACAUUCCGGUCUCUGGCUUCUCAAUCAUCACCUCGCACCCCACCACGACCUGUGUAACCAUGACCUAUGUACCCUUCACCAAUUCUUACACCACCACUCCCAGGACUGACACAUCAGUGACAGCCAUCACUACUACAUCACCUACCGUCUCUAUGGGGAAAGUGACCUCAUCCAUGACCUCUGCUUCCACUGUCACUGACAUGGGUGGCAUACCCACAAUAACGUCACCACCUCCUUCUUCUGUCUCAACCAUACACACAACCCAAGGUGCUCUGACUUCUUCUACCACGGGGACCACAGGAAUGACCACCAUGACCCCAACAGGUAUUCAUACAACAUGGCUUACUUAUCAGUCUGCUACCGUUCCUUCUCAAAUUCCCACGACAACCUCUUUAACGACCAUAACGGAUAACACUGCCCCACCCAGCACCACAGGCAUUAUUACCAAACCAUUUCCUACAGCAAGCAGUUCGCUCAAAACAGAAACUUCCUCCACCCGUUCCCUGGGUUCCACCAAUAAAUCAACACUGAUUACUUCUGUUGCUAAGGAAAGAACCAGUCAUUCAGGUGAGCCGUCCGUAGGGGUGACAAUAACAAGCUCUGGGAAAACUACACAUAAGCCCAUGAGCAACACUCCCAGAGAGGUUGUCAGCACAGCUUCUUCUUACCCACCCACACCAACGACAUCAUCUGCCAACAUGGUGACGAUUUCCACAUCCGACAUGGCUACCUCAAUGACCACCAGCCAUGUGACAUCACCACCAAGUACGUUUCUGCCAUCUGCUUCUUCUGAUAUUGACUCAACCUCCAAAACACCCACACCUGGGACGGUCUCAAUUUCCAGUUCCUCAGGACUUGUGGAGACUUCCCGAACCACAGACAUACGGUCUUCCCAUGGUCCAGACAUCCCUACCACAGUAUCAGCAGCUACCAGCCACCUGCCUGUAGACACGACAGGUUUCAUGGCUACAAUGAUAAGUCUCGGGUCAGCAAAAACAGCCCCCUAUGGGACACUCACAUCUGAAACCUUGCCACCUAGUGAAGACACCCAGACCCCUACGAGGACAAGUCUCACCACAUCAUCUGUGGACAACACUGUUUCGUGGGGCACCAUGACAGACUUCACCUCGGCCCAGGAAGCUCCCAGCACGCUGGUAACACACACCAAUUUCAUUUCAUCUUCCUCCACAUCAGAGAUCACUAAUACACUUCUUAACAAAUCUCAGCCCUCUACUUCCAGUGUGCUGCCUACACUUUUGAGUACUGAAAAUUCUGGAAACACAAGUACCCUUAAUACAAGUGUUCCAGUCACAUCCACACUCUCUCCAUCCAUCCUUCCCGGCAGCUCUGGGACCCCACAGAUUGACAGUGUCCCCUCAGCUCCAACCAUCACCCAGACAGUCCAUGUGGCAGCUGAGUCCACCCCGACACCCACAACUCUCACCACACUCACAGCCCCCACACCCACAGGGCCUCCUCCUCCUACAUCAGCGGUGACUGGGACAGAUCACUCCCCCUUCCCCAGCCACGCUGCCACAUUUACUGGAGACACCACACUGGAUCCCACCACAGACCUUCCUAUGGAUUCUCUCCAGACAGAACUCACCACGACCCCUCCGACCCCUUCUUUAGUUGUCUCUACAGACGUGUGGCUUUCUGAGCGAUCCAGCCCACCCUCUCCCCUGAGCACUAAUGUGAUCACAUCACCCACAGGUAGCAUGCUUUCCUCUUCUCCUGCCCUAGACACACAAUCUGUCACCACUGGCAUGGUAUACACCACCCCUUUCGCUACCUUAACAACAAUGCUCCCAAUUACCAGUGCCGUGUCUACAGCAGUGUCCCAGGUCAACUCCCCUAGCUUUCCAAACACCACUGUUGGACACAGCACAUCAGAUAUCACCUCUCCUACAACCACCACACUCACACUGACCCCUGACACCCCUGUCACACCCACCACCUGGCCCACCACAGAAACAUCUGGAACGGCUACCACACGCUCUGUCACCACAACCACCCCGACAUCUUUGCACAGCACUCCUGGCCUCACAACCUCAGACAGUUACUCUAUGCACAGGACGUCCACAGCUACCUCUGCCUCACAUCCCAACACCCCUGGUACUCUAGAGACACUCACAUCUAUAGCCUCAUCCUCUUCUAGUGUAAGCCUCUCCACAGUCACAGCCACAGACCUCCCUUCCUCAUCCACAGGAAACAGUGGUUCACCUACUGUGGUACUCACCUCACCCCACACGCAUUCCAGUAUAUCCACAACCCACACCAGUAUCGCCCCAUCUUCCCUUCUUGUUAAUAGCACAGCAAUAACAACACCGGUGAGUACCCCCGAUACCGACACACCGAGUACAGCAGCUGCUUUUGGAAGCACUGGAAACACCCAACCACAUUCUCUCCCCGUCAGCAUGCCUGCCCUAACACUCUCCACAUCGAUGGCUGAGGUCAGUUUGGGGAACACACAGACAGAAAGUACAGCUCUGAGCAACCCCCACACACUGCGCACGACAACAGAAUGGCUUCCAACACCCACAAGCACCCCAUCUACAGAGCCUCUUUUAACCACUGCCCGCCUAACUCCCACCACAGACCUCCUUACAGAAUCUCUCAUGACGGAAAUCACAGCCACGUCCCAGAUCAUGUCUCCACUCACACCCUCUGAUCCACUGGUGAACACCAAGGUGGUCACUUCACCUACUACCACUGCUCUGUCCUCUGUGUCUAUCUCAAGCAUGCAUCCGGUCACCACAGACAUCACACACAGUGCCCUGUCAUCCACCUUGGAGACGGCAUUCCCAGCUUCCAGUGCCUUGUCCACAGGUACAUCUCAGGCCACCGACUUCAGCUCUUCAACCAAUGCCAUGACGGCGUUGACAUCGGAGAUCUCCUCUCCACCCUCCUUCACAGACACGCUGGCCCCUGACAUUUCUUUCACAUCUACCUGGCCUUUGCUACCCACCUCAGAAAUAGCCAGGACGUCUACCACACAUUUUGUCACCACGACCACCCGGACCCUAUCUCUUGUCACUUCCGGCCUCACAACCUUCAACAUCUACUCCACAGAUAGGAUCUCCACAACUCCUACCACUUCUGAUGUGAGGGACACAGGUGCACCUACAGCUUCACCUACCAUGGACGUCUCCACCAUUCCAACUACAUCUCUUAUUACAUCCUCUACAAGCGACGCUGUCCCACUGGUCACAACAGACAUCCCCCCAACCCAUGAAGGUUCUAUCACGUCAACAGCCCACACCACACAUGUCCCUUUUCUUUCAAGCUCCCAGAACUUGGAAACAACACCAUUUAUGACUUCAACACCUCUGGCACCCAGUAGGACAGCUACACCCUCAGGCACUGGAAACAACUCGAGUCCAUUUGCUACAAACCUUCCAGUCACAUCUGCAUCUUCGUUGUCCCUCUCUACUGGCAGAACAGGAACCAGCCAGACAGGUAGUACACCCUCAUCUUCAACCUUCCCCCAUUCUCUUGACACAACAGUUGACUCCACCCCAACAGCCACGACCACCAACACAUUCACAACAGCCACAUCCAUCAAACAACCUCCUACUAACCCACCAGUGACUAGCAUCUUCUUCACCACCAUUAUGACACCCACUAGAAAAGCCACAAUGACUUCCCCCACAGACCUUUCCACCUGGUCUCUGAUGUCAGAAGUGGCAACCACAACGUCCAGCAGCUCUUCCUUAGCCCCAUCAGAUACAUUGACUUCCGGGGAAUUCAAGACCUCCACCUCACCACACACAAGUGGGGUCCCAUCCUCGACAUUUGUCCCAAACUCACAGCCAAUCACUGCAGACAGCACACAUACUCUCCCACUGUCAACCUUGGUGACAACACUCCCAACUACCAGUGCGACAUCUCUAACCACACCUCUAAUCUCUUUCCCCAGCUCUCCAACUAGGUCAGUUACAGAAUCCGUACCCCAUUACACAUCUCCUUCCUAUACCACGGACACCACUGACAGCUCUUCAACCACCAGGCCCUCUCAGCUCACUUCUGUGACAGAGGAGACGGUUACCACAUACACGGCUACCCAGGCCACCUCCCUCAGACUUUCUACCUUUACAAAUGUAGAGAGCUACGUGACUGACAGCACUUCUGCGGUCUCCUCCUUACCUAUCACACACCCCGUCACCGCCACAGCCUCAUCUCGCACCCCCACAUCCAUCAUGGCUGAGCCAUUGCUUACCACAGGAGGCGCUCACACCCUCAGAGCCUCCAGCACUCCACCAACCCACGGCCUUUCUUCCUCCAUCCACUCCAGCACGGAAACACAACUCGUGAGCACACAACACACCCCGUCCACAAGUACAACAGAUAAUCCCUCAAAUACAGGAAACCCCAGCAGUCAGCCUGUUACAAGGACUCCAGGGAUAACGGCAUUCUCCUCCUCCAUCUCUGCCAGCAGUGCUCUGACUUCCACAGCAAACGGGGUUCUGCCCUCUGUCUCUGACUCAAGCACAAAACUAGUCACAGCUGGUCCCACACUCAGCACGACGAUAUCUGCCUUGGAGACCACACUCCUAGUUACACAAGCGACAUCUGCAGCUACACCUGAGGUGACCUCCCCCAACUCUGUCAGUAGCUCUGUUACCCAUUCCCCAUCCCACAACAUUUCUCCCACCUCAACCUUAGGUACAAGUUCCCCAGACACCUCUGCCCCACCCUCAUGGCCCUCCACGCUCCCUUCAGAAACAAGGAGUGAUGUCACCACACAGAUGACCACCAUGGCCACCACUCCCAGCUGGCCCAGCCUCACCUCCUUAAACAGCUACCCCACCAUCAGCUUGUCCAUGACUGACAUCUCUUUAACUCCUGUCAGUUCAGACACCACAGGGACCCUCACACACAAAAUUCCAUCAACACAUAGCUCAGGCCUGCCCACCAUGACAGACACAGCUCUCACCUCCUCAUCCAUGGGCUUCACGGAGCCCUUGACCACAGCGUCACACACUGCCACCCUCACAGUUCCCAGCCUGUCUCCUACUGACUCCACCCCAUCUAAUCCCACCAGCGGGCACACCGUAACCACUCUUGUCUACACAGCCCACACCACGAGCAGUGUGACAGCUGUCCCCGUCAGUACUGGAAACUCUCCACCUCCCCUUGCCUCGAGCUCCCCUGCUGCAUCUGCCUCCUCCUCAACCAUCUCUGCCAGUACAGUAGGGACCACACAGAGUGUCAGUGUCCCCUCAGCUCCAACCAUCACUCAUACACUGCCCUCCUCACCUGAGUCCACCCAGACGCCCACAGCCCUCACAACACUCACAACUCCCACCUCUGUAGAGACUUCCCUUCCUCCCUCGGCUGUGACUGGGACAGAUCAACACCCUAUCCCCAGCCUCACUGCCACUUCCACUGGGAAAACCACAGAGAAUGCUGCCACAGGCCUUCCUACAGACUCACUCACGACGUACACAGCCGGGAGUUCCCCAGUCACAUCCUCGGUCACUGUCACAGGCCCACUCACCUAUGGCAGAUCCACAGUGCCUUCCCAUGUCACCUCCAAUAUGGGGACCUCACACACGAGUACAACACUGUCCUCUAUGUCUGUCUCUGGUUCACAGUCAGAUGCCACUGGCAGUGUGUCCAGCUCCCCAUUGUCUGCCUUGGUGACCUCACUCCCAAGCACUAAUGCCACAUCUGCAGCUACACCUCAGGUCACCUUUCCCAACUCUUUUAGUAGCUCUGUUACCCAAUCACCUUCCCACAUCACUUCACCCACCUCCACCUUAGGUACAAGUUCCCCAGACACCUCUGCCCCACACUCAUGGCCCUCCACGCUCCCUUCAGAAACAAGGAGUGAUGUCACCACACAGAUGACCACCAUGGCCACCACUCCCAGCUGGCCCAGCCUCACCUCCUUAAACAGCUACCCCACCAUCAGCUUGUCCACGACUGACAUCUCUUUACCUCCUGUCAGUUCAGACACCACAGGGACCCUCACACACAAAAUUCCAUCUUCACAUAGCUCAGGCCUGCCCACCAUGACAGACACAGCUCUCACCUCCUCAUCCAUGGGCUUCACGGAGCCCUUGACCACAGCGUCACACACUGCCACCCUCACAGUUCCCACCCUCUCUCCUACUGACUCCACCCCAUCUAAGACCACCAUUGGGCACACUGUAACCACUCUUGUCUUCCCAGCCCACAGCACUGCCUCUGCUCUGACGGGAAACACUCCUGUUCAGUCCCUGGGCACGAGUAUUCCGGUCACUUCUGUGUUCUCCUCAGCCACGGAGGGCAGCACUCCUGAAACUACACAGAACGAACCUGAGCCUUCAGCUCCAACACUUCUGCACACAUUGUACACAACUGCUGUCUCCACCCCACCACCCACGAUCACAGACACACUCCCAGUCUCCUUGUCUCCAGAAGGGAGUGCUCCUACAGCAGUGAGUGGAGCAGGAUGGCCUUCCUCCCCUAGCACAGCUGCUACAUCCAGUGGGGAAGCCACACUGACGCCUCAUACAGACCUUACAACAGAAUCUCCCCAGACACAAAGACCCUCAGCUCCACCAACCACUUCUUCAGUCACACCCACUGAUACUCUGGCUUCUGGCUCACCUAUCCCUUCUUCUCCAGGGACCAGCAGUGCUCUGACUUCCACAACAAAUGGGGUUCUGCCCUCUGUGUCUGACUCAAGCACAAAACUAGUCACAGCUGGUCCCACACUCAGCACGACGAUAUCUGCCUUGGAGACCACACUCCCAGUUACACAAGCGACAUCUGCAGCUACACCUGAGGUGACCUCCCCCAACUCUGUCAGUAGCUCUGUUACCCAUUCCCCAUCCCACAACAUUUCUCCCACCUCCACCUUAGGUACAAGAUCCCCAGACACCUCUGCCACACCGUCAUGGCCCUCCACACUCCCUUCAGAAACAAGCACCACACAGAUGACCACCAUGGCCACCACUCCCAGCUGGCCCAGCCUCACCUCCUUAAACAGCUACCCCACUGUCAGCUUGUCCACGACUGACAUCUCUUUAACUCCUCCCACACCACGAGCAGUGUGA
This is a messenger RNA of Rattus norvegicus (Norway rat), 7754 nucleotides long. The record is from RefSeq and is a predicted model, not a curated record. Lineage: Eukaryota; Metazoa; Chordata; Mammalia; Rodentia; Muridae.